GGCUCGUCAAACAUAAAUAAGUGACACUCAGUAUGUAUUCUGCAAAACAAAAAAGAAAAGAAAAACUGGGAACAACACAGCGUCGUACGCUUUACCACGUUCUCUUAUUUGUGUAUUUUGGCUCCUCCUUGGAUGUAAGUGUGUUGGGAUAUAUGCACCAUGGCGAGCCUUCUGCGCAUUGUGGCAACCAGCUGCUCGGCCCCUGUGUUCAGAGGGGUGUCCUAUGUGCAACCGAGGACGGCCAGUGCCUUCAAAUCAAAUUGUGUACGCUUCUUCAGGACACAACAAGCUCUUGGAAGAUGUGCGAGUCCAGGCAUUCCCUACAAACAACUGACAGUUGGCGUUCCUAAGGAAAUUUUUCAGAAUGAACGCCGUGUCGCGCUGUCUCCAGCUGGUGUCCAGGCGCUCACUAAACAAGGUUUCAAUGUUGUUGUGGAGUCUGGAGCUGGAGAGUCUUCCAAGUUUCCAGACGAACUGUAUUCCCAGGCCGGUGCAACUAUUAAAGAUGUCAAAGACGUCUUGGCAUCCGAUGUGCUUGUAAAGGUACGUGCUCCCAUGUUCAACUCUACAUUGGGAGCCCAUGAGAUCGAGUUAAUGAAGGAUGGAGCCACCCUGGUCAGUUUUAUCUACCCAGCUCAAAACCCUGAGCUUAUGGGCCUGCUGUCCACCAAGAACACCACUGUCCUGGCCAUGGACCAGGUGCCAAGGGUCACCAUCGCCCAGGGUUAUGAUGCACUUAGCUCCAUGGCCAACAUUGCAGGGUACAAGGCCGUGGUGUUGGCAGCCAAUAGCUUUGGUCGGUUUUUCACUGGACAGAUAACGGCUGCAGGGAAAGUCCCGCCUGCAAAGGUGCUUAUCAUUGGCGGUGGUGUGGCUGGGUUGGCUGCAGCUGGUACUGCCAGGGCCAUGGGGGCCAUUGUCAGGGGCUUUGAUACUAGAGCUGCAGCCCUGGAGCAGUUCAAGUCCCUGGGUGCGGAGCCCCUGGAGGUGGAUAUUAAGGAAUCAGGAGAGGGCCAGGGAGGCUAUGCUAAGGAGAUGUCUAAAGAAUUCAUAGAGGCAGAAAUGAAACUGUUUGCCAAACAGUGUUUGGAUGUGGACAUCCUUAUUAGCACUGCUCUCAUCCCUGGUAAGCGGGCGCCUGUGCUGAUUUCUAAGACCAUGGUCGAGAGCAUGAAAGAUGGGUCUGUAGUGGUGGAUUUGGCUGCUGAGGCUGGGGGAAACAUUGAGACCACAGUUCCUGGGGAGCUGUCAGUACACAAGGGGGUGACCCAUAUUGGAUUCACAGACCUGCCCAGCCGUUUGCCCACCCAGGCCAGUACUCUGUACUCCAAUAACAUCACUAAGCUGAUCAGGGCCAUCAGCCCCAGCAACGAGAACUUUUACUUUGACGUGAAGGAAGCGUUUGAUUACGGGACCAUGGAUCACGUUGUCAGGGGAUCUAUUGUCAUGCAGAAUGGCAAGAACCUGUUCCCAGCUCCGCAGCCUAACAAUGUACCUGUGGCAGCUCCACCUAAACCAAAGACUGUCCAGGAGCUGAAGGCCGAACAGGCCUCACAGAUUUCUCCCUUCAGGGCAACACUGAACACUGCUGGGGUGUACACUGGAGGUUUUACCACCCUGCUUGGUCUAGGUCUGGUUGCUCCCAAUGCUGCCUUCACCCAGAUUGUCACCACCUUUGGCUUGGCUGGCAUUGUGGGAUAUCACACGGUGUGGGGGGUUACUCCAGCCCUGCAUUCUCCACUCAUGUCUGUCACUAAUGCCAUCUCAGGUCUGACAGCGGUGGGUGGUCUGUCGCUGAUGGGAGGAAGCUACACACCGACAUCUACUGCUGAGACGCUGGCUGUGCUCGCUGCCUUCAUUUCAUCCGUUAACAUCGCUGGUGGGUUCCUCGUGACAAAGAAGAUGUUGGACAUGUUCAAGCGGCCCACCGAUCCUCCAGAGUACAACUACCUUUACAUGCUUCCCACCGGUGUCUUUGUCGGAGGCUACGCCGCGGCUCUGCAAGCCGGGUACAACAUUGAACAGAUGAUGUACCUGGGUUCAGGUCUGUGCUGUGUUGGAGCCCUGGCAGGCCUGUCAAACCAAAGCACAGCCCGUCUGGGUAAUGCCCUAGGAAUGAUGGGUGUGGCCGGGGGCAUUGCUGCCACUCUGGGUGCCCUCAAACCUAGUCCAGAGCUCCUGGCACAGAUGAGUGCAGCCAUGGCAGUGGGUGGUACUGCUGGCCUGGGCAUCGCUAAGCGGAUCCAGAUCACGGACCUGCCCCAGCUGGUAGCAGCCUUUCACAGCUUGGUGGGGCUGGCUGCCGUGCUCACUUGUGUGGCAGAGUACAUGGUGGAGUACCCCCACUUUGCCACGGACCCCGCAGCCAACCUCACCAAGAUAGUCGCAUACCUUGGAACCUACAUCGGCGGUGUCACGUUCAGUGGCUCACUGGUGGCCUAUGGAAAACUACAAGGUUUGCUGAACAGUGCUCCCUUGAUGCUCCCUGCACGUCAUGCCCUGAAUGCCAGUCUUUUGGCAGCAAGUGCCGGUGGUAUUAUUCCCUACAUGUUGGAUCCAAGUUACACCAUGGGCAUCACUUGCCUCGGCUCUGUCUCUGCUCUUUCUGCCAUCAUGGGUGUAACUUUGACAGCAGCUAUUGGAGGGGCAGACAUGCCGGUGGUAAUCACGGUACUAAACAGUUACUCCGGCUGGGCCUUGUGUGCCGAGGGCUUCCUGCUCAAUAACAACCUGCUGACCAUUGUAGGAGCCCUCAUUGGAUCCUCUGGAGCCAUCCUCUCCUACAUUAUGUGUGUGGCCAUGAACCGUUCACUGGCUAAUGUGAUCCUGGGUGGCUACGGCACAUCCUCUACAGGCACUGGUAAACCCAUGGAGAUCGUCGGCACACACACGGAGGUCAACGUGGACCAGACCGUCGACAUGAUCAGAGACGCGCAAAACAUCAUUAUCACUCCAGGUUAUGGACUGUGUGCUGCCAAGGCCCAAUAUCCCAUUGCUGAGUUGGUGAAGAUGCUUAGUGAAGCCGGCAAAAAAGUCAGAUUUGGAAUUCACCCAGUGGCUGGGCGUAUGCCUGGUCAGCUCAAUGUACUAUUGGCUGAAGCUGGCGUUCCCUAUGACAUUGUCCUGGAAAUGGAAGAGAUUAAUGAGGACUUUGCUGAGACAGACCUGACUCUGGUAAUUGGUGCCAAUGAUACAGUCAACUCAGCAGCCCAGGAAGAUCCUAACUCCAUCAUUGCCGGUAUGCCAGUGCUGGAGGUCUGGAAGUCCAAACAGGUGGUUGUGAUGAAGCGGUCUCUGGGUGUGGGUUAUGCAGCUGUGGACAACCCUAUCUUCUACAAGCCCAACACCGCUAUGUUGCUUGGUGAUGCCAAGAAGACCUGUGAUGCUCUCCAGGCAAAGGUCCGCGAGACUCAGAGCCAGUAGAACGGCUCCGAGGUGCCACGCUGAGCGGAGAGGAACGGUGGGAAAGUAGCUGUUUGAGAUGCACAGUUUUCCAAAAACAUCUCAACAUGAAAAUCAUCAUUGUCUGAUUAUAACUACGCCAAUGGAACAAAGAUGAUUAAGAUAAAAGGCUUUUGGGCAACCUUGCCCAGGGUCUAUAGAUAAAAAUUGUCAGAGAUAAUGCGCUGAUCGAGACCAGAUUUGAUAAAAUUUAUGUGGAUAUGUGCCCCACAGCAGUAGUAUGGGAGUUUUUUUGUUUGUUUUGUUUUGUUUGUUUUUUUAAUUUCGUUUGGCAUUUUCGAGAUUUUAUUUGUUUAUAGAAAUUAAAUGAAGGGAGCACUGAUCAGGUGCACAUACCCAUGUACUCUCAGUACAAGGGCACUGAGAGUGGUUAGAAUUGGUUAGAAUUUGAAAAAAAAAAAACCAAUCAAAAACCUGGAUGUAUU
Molecule: messenger RNA, 3887 nt
Organism: Lampris incognitus (smalleye Pacific opah)
Lineage: Eukaryota; Metazoa; Chordata; Actinopteri; Lampriformes; Lampridae
Gene: nnt
Product: nicotinamide nucleotide transhydrogenase
Exons: 22
Coding region: 160-3423 (1087 amino acids)
Biological process (GO): proton transmembrane transport; NADPH regeneration
Cellular component (GO): mitochondrial inner membrane
Molecular function (GO): NAD binding; NADP binding
Source: RefSeq, a predicted model, not a curated record